Molecule: messenger RNA, 861 nt
Organism: Formica exsecta
Lineage: Eukaryota; Metazoa; Arthropoda; Insecta; Hymenoptera; Formicidae
Exons: 5
Coding region: 314-688 (124 amino acids)
Molecular function (GO): odorant binding
Source: RefSeq, a predicted model, not a curated record
CUCAAGGCUUGUUUUUUCUAGCGAGGAAGUUUCAAAACUUUUUGGUGUUAGGUCGUCUUUACUCGCUCUUGCUCGUUCUUGGUGAGUCGUCAGCAAAUUUAAAGACAGUCCGAUAAUAUUACAAUUGGGCUAACAAGACUUUAUGGGGGACUCGUAAUCUAUUCUCUUAUAAACGAUCUUUAUCGUAUUGGUUUCACAAUCUAAGCUAUAAAUACCGCUCACUACGUGGACACAUCGCACUGCAAGGAAAAACGUCUGUCGUGAGAAAAGAUAAAAUUAAGUGAGUUUCUCAGAAUAUUCAAAGAUUAGCAGAAUGAAGAUUUUCGUGCUCGUCGCGUGUGUACUGACCAUUGCUGCUAUGAUCUAUGCUGAUGACGUCGAAACAGGACAGAACUUCGGCCAAGAUCUCAUAACAUGUGCCGCCGAAUUAAAUUUGCCCCAAGAACUCAAUGUCCACGUGAUCAAGUGUAUGUUUGAAAAAAAUUCCUUGAUCGACGAACAAGGUAUGCUGAAAAAGGAUGAGAUUUUAAGAUAUUUCGGUAAUAUCUCUCCCAAUCAACAACAGUUACAGCAAAUUGCCUCUUGUAUUGAUUACGCGGAGACACGAGGUGAAGAAAGCAACGAUAAGAAAACCCUUGUAGGAAUACAAUGCAUACUAUUGAAGCUAUCAAUACUUACAAAAUACUAAACAAACUAGUUCAAACAGAAGAAACUGUCAUACAAAUUAUCAUAGAAAAAAAUAUAUCCGUAUAUAAAAUAGCUAUAAUAAUUAUAUAAUGUGUAUAUGCAGCUAUAUCUAAUAUAUAUAGAAAAAUAAUAGUUAUGGGAAAAUACUGCUUUAAAUAAAAAGUUCUCAUUUUA